AUGAUGAACGUUGGCGGCAAAAGGAUUCCGCCGGCAGUCACAUUAAUUGACACAGCAGCGGCAAAAGGUGAUGCAGCCACAACCCACAGUCCUACUAGAGAUGCAGAAAAAGCAAGGCAAGAGGAGAUGAAGAGACACGACGAUACCCUGUGGUCGGAAGAUCGCCGGCGAGGGGCUACAGACAACGGGAACUCAAGGAUUGAAAGGAUAACGACAUACUAUGUGAACAAUAUACCAGAGGCGACAAAAAAAUAUGGUUUUCGAAAGAUUUUUGAAAGGCACGGGAAGGUGGUCGAUGUAUACCUACAUCAGAAGGCAGGUAAGGAUGGCAAGUUCUAUGGUUUUGUUCGAUUCAUAGGUAUUGAAGAUGUCGGUGCCUUAGAGAAAGAACUGAAUGGAAUCGACUACAAUGGAGUUAAGCUUAGAGUAAAUAUAUCAAAAUACCCAAGGAAAACUCUCAAUCCUAAUGUUACAGUAGAACAAACAAGUAGAUCAUCAAAAAGAGGAGUACAGUUUCAUAAUGGACUUAGAGACGGUAGAUCAUUUGCUCAAGUGGUGAUGCCGACUGUAACCGGUGGUCGUGUGACUCCAGAUUAUCAAAAUCCUUGGGUACAGAAUCCAAUUAAAAUACAGUCCGUACCUCAUAUGUCAAAUUGGUUUAAGAAAGGAACUCUUAUUGGGGAAGCAAAAUCACUCAAUCAUCUGGGACAUCUCCAAUCCUUGCUGAAGAUGGGAAAUGAUGAAGAGUUUGAAAUCAAGUAUAUGGUUGGUCUAAAGGUUGCGCUGCAUUUUUGCAUAUCAGUUGAGGUUGAGGCUUUUCUUGAGCACAAAAACAAAUGGGUGUAUUUCUUUAACUAG
This is a messenger RNA of Lactuca saligna, 858 nucleotides long. NCBI's taxonomy places the organism in Eukaryota, Viridiplantae, Streptophyta, Magnoliopsida, Asterales, Asteraceae. The record is from the annotation of a GenBank genome assembly.